AGCCAAUGGCCCAAGUGAGGGGCGAAAGCUGCAAAGGACAGUAUGGUGGUGUGAUUCAUGGCUUCCUGGCUUCGUAGCUGUGCUUCCGCACUGCGGCGCCUCCCCCGAAGGGGCAUCGAGGAAUUCUGGCAAGGGGGCGUGCGAGAUCCGCUCAUCAAUGCCGCGCAGAAGCAGGAGUGGGCCAAAUCUGGCGAUCCAUGGCCAGCAGUGCUACUGCGUCAGAAGUCUUUUGAGGAUAUGCACAAGCUUUGGUAUGUCCUCCUCAAGGAGAAAAACUUCUUGCUUGCCGAGCAGCACGAGGCAAGGCAGAAUCGGGUUCGAUGGAAACAUCAUGGCCGUCUCAAGAAGGUCAAACUCUCCAUGAAGCGCAUUCUUACGGUGCUCACGCGUCGCGAGAUCCAUCAGCAGGUGCUCCGGUCCAAAGAGAUGCUACUGCAGCAGACGCAGCGAGAAGAGUUGGAGACGCAACGCUUCCAGCUGGAAGAGUCCAUGAAGGGCCUCCGAUGGAAGAUACGCCGAGCGGAGCCCCGAGAUUCCAUGGCGACCCAAGCGUGGAAGGCCACCCUGCAGAAGUACGAGGCGUGGCUUCCCACAUCAAUGCAUGCACUAGCCUGUGCCAGUUGGGGGUUAGGCGGAUCACGAGCGUUUGCUGAGGGAGCUGGUGCCAUUGAGAAGAGACACCAUGCAGCUGCUUUCACCUGACUGGAGGUUUGCGCGCAAGUACUCGGAUCUACCUGGAGCCAUCAAUUGGAAGAGGCAGUGGGUUCGAGCCUUGGAGGAUCGCCAGUGGAAGCCCGUUAGACUACCAGCCUAGCGGAAAAAAGAGAGGCUUCCGAAAACGACGGUGGCGAAGGGAGGCUUGCUGCUGCUGCUGCUGCCGCCGCCACUUUUGUUACUGUUUGGAUCUUGGAGAUUGAGUUGGAUAGGUGCGCCACCGCCAAUGCCGCUGGCAGUUUGAGCUUUUGCAGCAGAGAGCUGAUGCACAAAAAUGUGC
Durusdinium trenchii is the source of this 994-nucleotide messenger RNA. NCBI's taxonomy places the organism in Eukaryota, Dinophyceae, Suessiales, Symbiodiniaceae. The record is from the annotation of a GenBank genome assembly.